CAUAUCCAUGGGUUCAAAUGACAGUGACGGUAGCGAACGGAGCUGUCGCCUCCAUUCGUUAGACAGAGCUAUCCUUAGUACCCCUGCGGUUAUUUUCCGCCCUGCAGAGGCCUCCGUUCAUGGGAGAUAGAUACAUUGACGCCGCUUCGCGGCAUUAUCAGCUUGAAGAGGAUGAGCGACGUAACUUCAACAUACCGGUCCAUCAUUGCGGCCGAGCUGCAGCGUCUGCACGACGAAAAUUCAGCCAAGCAGCGCGAGGAAGCUGCGCGCCGUGAGGCUCAGCGAGAUCGCACGCGUAGUUUGAUGCGGCUCAUGCAGCUCGACACUCGCGACGAGGCCAAAAUCGCGCUCCACGCCGAGAACGCUGCCCUUUACAACCAGCGUGCCGCAAUACUGGAGCAGAUCUGUUUGCUACAAGACCGCUACCAAGCCGAGAAGAAGCGGCUUCCUUCCAUCCCGGACAAGAAGGAGCGCCAUGAGAUACUGCAACGAGCCAAGGCUGUGCGUGACAGGGGCGUGAUGGCGCUGCGCCACCACUUGACGCAGUUGGAGGCCUCGGCACCUCCUGUAGUGCGGCCAGGAAGCUCCUCGUAUGCGGGGAAUGUCAGUCGCGCUGCAACGCCGGCAGCAAUUGUGUCCCUUCCAGAUCUAAUGGUGUACAGGCAGAGUCGGCGCUCGGAGAGGGUCUCGGCGACGGAAUAUAAGCAGCUCAUGGACCAAAUCCGAGCGGUGAAACUCGAGCGUCAAACAAUGCUCGACCCCUAUGUGGCGAACUUGAAGCUCGCUCGUCUAUGGGAUCGCCUCCACGACACAGCACGAUGUCUGGAGAAUUACGAGUCCGCUUGCCAGGUGAUGACAGAGAAGGAACUUGCUCGAAUACCUCCAGAAAUGCUGGAGGAAGUUCUAGAGAAGCAGCGGCUACGGCGGAGGGCGGCGCUGCAUUUUCUGUUCUCACGGGCUCUUCAGCGGAAACAACGUGAAGAAGCUGCCGACCUGCUGUCGAAGUUCAUCGAACUUGCGCUGCCCGAGGACAGGUUGAAGGACGUUGCUUACGUGGACAGGUCUGUACUAAGUAAACAACGACUAGAGUACAUGCUCUCAGGGUGUUGGUAGAAUUCUUCGUGAACAGGAAUACAUCGAAGACCCGACGCUUGCGAGUCCUGAUGAGAUCACGUUUGCCAUUCGGAAUACCAACAGCCUCGGCCAGUACGUGAUGAAGGUCAACAGCAAUUGUCACCUUGCAAUGAUUUGCUGACUUGGCUCUUUCUAGCCUGACGGAUCUCCGUUUCAAAUUGCUGAAAGAGCUGCUUGCUUCAUCGCCGACAGAUCCGUGUAAGUAUGCUACAACAGUUUAACUCGUGUGUUGACUGAUGUCCCCAUCGACUCGUUCAACUUGACGUAAGCAGAUCUAAUCGAGUCAGUAGCAAACAUCCAUGUUCGCAGGGGCGAGUUUGCCGCAGCUGAAGAGCUCACUUCUCGCUUUGUAGAAUUGCCGCCCGUUAAGCGGAUAUCGCUGUAUGGCACGCUUGCCGAGCUGCGAUUCGGACUAUAGCAGAGCAACUAGCGGUUCAUGAUCUGUUAGAUUUUGGCACCUUCAACUUGAAGCGGUUAAACAACUGUUUGGUGUACUUACAAUUAAUGCAACGAUUGUUAUCUCUCU
Messenger RNA from Phytophthora nicotianae INRA-310, 1660 nucleotides. RefSeq lists its product as hypothetical. The coding region runs from base 172 to 1113 and encodes 313 amino acids. The transcript has 6 exons. The record is from RefSeq and is a predicted model, not a curated record. Lineage: Eukaryota; Oomycota; Peronosporomycetes; Peronosporales; Peronosporaceae.